AUGUCGUCUAAGGGUAUGUUCCACUCCUCUUCAGAUAUGGAUCCUUUGGAUGGUAUAACCUGCCAGUGUGGUCGAUUCGUCCCUUACAAGCUAUGUCAAAGUGAUGUGAAUGGUAAUAAAGGUCGUCCCAUUGCCAUAUGCCAAGGCCCCAAUUCCAAAGGCAAGAGGUGCAACACAUUUCGCUGGAAGAAGGGGUAUUCAAAAUCACCAUCAUCCUCACCCACCGUUACCACACCGCCUUUGUUUCCUGCACUGUCGCAGGCUUUCGGGUCCACUGGAUUCUUCCCUGCCACAUAUUCAAAAUCACUAUCGUCCCUGCCCCCCGCUACCGCACCAGCACUUUCGUUUCCUUUGCUGUGGCAAGCCUCCAGAUCUACUACAUCCUUCCCUGCCACAUCACAAGCCAUCAGUGGUAGUGUAUUUGUGACUACCGCCCCUCCAGGAAUCCCACAGUGCCCAACGCGGGGCUGCGGCCAGACACGCAUCGCGCCCGAUUGCCAGCAUCGCCUCUGCCGAAAGCACUGCAUCAGUAAUGGCGGCUGCACUUCCAAGACGCACACUGGUCCCCGCUCAGCCAAGACUUGCACCGGUUCCUACUCAGCAUCACCGCCUGCCACCACUGUUCAACCAGUUCAUGUUCGCAUGCCCACACUGCCUCUACCACCAAUGGCAGCUAGUAGCCACAAAGGGAAAAUACUGAUUGCCUCUCCCUCAGAUGCAAAUGCGCGGAUGUCUCCUGAUGUAGACAUCCUUGACGCCCUACCAAACCCUCGCUUCCGGUCCCACAUGCCUCCCAUCUUUACGAGUCAGUGGAAGAGGGAGCAGGAAUUGGCAGAGGAGCAGAGGAGGGUGGAAUCUGAGCAGAAGCCCUGUGCAGCACAGGUCAAGCAUACGGUCAUUGUAUAUGCGUGGGCGGAGGACUUGAAGCCUGCCACUGUGGAGGAAUUUCAAGAGGGACUGCUCACGUUUACCUGGCCCUACUUCCCUCUUUCUACCUCGGUAUUGAGCAUGCUAUCACUUAAUGAUCCUGCAACACAUGUUCAGCUCUACUGUCAGGCUCUCGGCACCUGGGUUAACAUUAAUGUUGGCCAUGUUAUCGAGCUGAAAGAAGGUGCACGGGUUUUUCUGAAACCCAGCCAUGUUGUCAAUUACCCAGACUUUGACAGGCUUCUAAAGCCAGAAUCGACACCCCAUCUCCAAUACAAGCUUACGGAGGAACAUCGUGAGCUUCAUGAUAGGUAUCGGAGCAAAGGGAAGGCCUUUGGAAAGGCAAAGGUUGUCGAUGUGUCCACAUCGUCUUCAGAGGAUGGUGGUAAUGACAACGGAAAACUGCCUCAUUCACAAUGCCAAUUCCACAAGCAAACCCUCCCGCCGUCCUUCUUCCAACUGUCACCCUCUCCUUUGGAUGCUACUGAGCCACCAAACAACAUAAUUGAGCUCUCCUCUAAUGAUUGCUCCUCUGGACACUCACAGGCUAUCCAGAAGAGGAGGGCCAAAGGCCAGCUGAAGAAGAACUUGGUGCUCCGUUUCCCCACUAAUCCCACUGAUCCCAUCGUCUGGGAUUCCGCGACACUCCAGCAAGCCAUUGACGAUGAGGAGUUUGAGCCGCCGAAAACAACUGAUCGCUAUGUGAAAGAAGCUCGGUGGUUGGAGAGGGAUGAGAAGGAGGCUGGGGCGUCCCAAAAGAAAGGAGGGAAAGGUGGAAAAUGGGGGCCGUUUUAUUGGGGCCGACAUGACCAACUCGAUUUCGACGGGCUGGUUUCGUUCGAGUACGCCUAUGACCCAGAGAGGAAUCCGAUCGAUGAGAAUGGCAUCAGGAGGUACCUCGUCGCGGAUGUGUUCGCCACGCCAUGCACCAAGUGCACUGCUAUGAAGAAGCCUUGCUUUUUUGCCAGUGGGGAGCUGACGCCUUUGGGAAGGAGCGCCAUUGAUGAACAAGAUCUGAACAAGGCCUGCGCUCCUUGCAAGGAGUCUCGGCAUAAAUGCCCGGGCCAUUCACGACUGAGGCAGUGGACCAUCAUCGACAAUCCAUUUUACAAGGAUGGUCUGCUCUACAAGGAGGCCAAAAAGUCUACACCCAAACCCGCCGUGCCCAAGGCCACGGCGCCCAAAAAAGCCACACCCAAACUUGUGGCGCCCAAAGCCGCGGCGCCUACACCAGCGCCCAAACAAGUGGCGCCCAAACGAGAAGCACCUGUGGUGGUCAAGGUUGCAGGGCCGUCAAAGCCCCAGGUAAAAGGUAUUGUGCCAAACUCCCCAUGCCCAAUGCUCUCUGAAAUGUCUUUGUUAGAUUCCACUCUGAACGCCAAGCCAAAGGCCCAGCCCUCGAUUGCAUUGCCCUCAGACUCUGCGCCCACUGAGAUUGGUAAAUCUCUUCAAAUGAAGUCCAACCAUCCAACUGACCAAUUCAAUUGCCCAGCUCGUACGGAGGACCACAUCAUCACACUUGAAAAACAGUGCAGGAGACUUGCAGCACAGGUGGAGGAGACAAGGGAGAAGCUUGACGGUGUCAUCAAAGAGUGGAAGGAAGACAUGGCUGAACUGCUCCUCAAGCUGAAGAAGAUGGAGCAAUUGGUUACCUCAACCAAGGAUUGGACGACACAAAAGGUGAUCUUCGCGAUGGAAAGCCUUUUCCUCCUUGGAAAUGGCAUCCAUGCGGCACUCCUAGAGUUGGUGACGAAAAUGACGGAUCUUCCAGAGGAGAUGGGCACACUGGUAUUGGUGGAAAGCGACGACUCAGUGACAAAGGUGAAGGAGUUGUUGGAGCGCGCCAAACCCAAGUGGGAGGAGAUGAUCCAAGUCCUCGAAGCUCGACUGCCCUGUGCCCAGGAUUUUCAAAGGGGUCAGUCGACGUCGCCCCCCACUGAUGCAGGUCCACGUUCGCCCGGCGCAGCAGAUGUAAUUCACACAGCGCCCACUGUCACUGAUGCAGCUCCACAUUCGCCUGGCACAGCAUAUGGGACUGACAUGGCACCCACCAUUGCUCCAUCAACUCCAGCGCCUGCUUCGAAUGCACCCUCGCGGCUACACUUGCCCAUCGCAGCGAAACAGCAAUCAGUGGUGGCCACUGCCACUGCUGGAGUUGCACCUGCUGCCCCUUCAAGUCCCACAGCGCCCAACACCGAAGGAGUAGAACUCACGCCGGUUGAGGUUGGCCCAGGUUCUCCACUUACUGCCAUUGGAUCUCGCCCCACUUCCCCGCUAAGUGGAGAUGAACGAAACAUGUCUACUGGGCGCAAAAGGAAGGCUGAUGAAGAGGUCGACGCGGACAUCACCAGGAAGAAACUGGCCAGCAAUCGGAAGAAGGGCCCACUGAGUGCACCUCAGCGCAGACAACCUACGCAUGGUAAGGCUCCCGAUAGCGUCAAUCCGGCGACAGCAGGCCAGUCGAGCAAACUGGACACCAUCAUUGAGGAGGACUUGUAA
This is a messenger RNA of Laccaria bicolor S238N-H82, 3426 nucleotides long. RefSeq lists its product as uncharacterized. NCBI's taxonomy places the organism in Eukaryota, Fungi, Basidiomycota, Agaricomycetes, Agaricales, Hydnangiaceae. The transcript is spliced from 3 exons. The coding region runs from base 1 to 3426 and encodes 1141 amino acids. The record is from RefSeq and is a predicted model, not a curated record.